AUGAAAAUUGAAAUAUUUAAAUUUUUAACUUUUAUAACUUCAAUUGCAUUUGUUCAAUACACCACAGCUUGCCUUGGUGGAAAUGGUGGAGGACUUCUUGGAGGUCUUGGUUUACCUGGUAUUGGUGGAGCUGGAUGCUGUUCUCAACCUCAACCUGGAGCUUGUGGUCCUCAGCCACCAUGUGGAGCACCACAAUAUCAAGCACCACCACAAACUGUUCCUAUAGCUGAUUCAUAUGCCGCCCCUCCAGUUGGUUAUGCUAAAGGUCCUCUUCUUGGAAAUCCAAAAAUUGGUGGUGUAGGAUAUCCUCAAGCAGCUCCACCAACCUCUUACGCUACUUCUGGAUAA
Molecule: messenger RNA, 348 nt
Organism: Strongyloides ratti
Lineage: Eukaryota; Metazoa; Nematoda; Chromadorea; Rhabditida; Strongyloididae
Exons: 2
Coding region: 1-348 (115 amino acids)
Source: RefSeq, a predicted model, not a curated record